AGUGAAACCGGCGGCCCUGGCACGUGACCUAGGACCGGCUCACCGGGUCGCUUGGUGGCUCCGUCUGUCUGUCCGUCCGCCCGCGGGUGCCAUCAUGGCGGACGCGGCCAGUCAGGUGCUCCUGGGCUCCGGUCUCACCAUCCUGUCCCAGCCGCUCAUGUACGUGAAAGUGCUCAUCCAGGUGGGAUAUGAGCCUCUUCCUCCAACAAUAGGACGAAAUAUUUUUGGGCGGCAAGUGUGUCAGCUUCCUGGUCUCUUUAGUUAUGCUCAGCACAUUGCCAGUAUCGAUGGGAGGCGCGGGUUGUUCACAGGCUUAACUCCAAGACUGUGUUCGGGAGUCCUUGGAACUGUGGUCCAUGGUAAAGUUUUACAGCAUUACCAGGAGAGUGACAAGGGUGAGGAGUUAGGACCUGGAAAUGUACAGAAAGAAGUCUCAUCUUCCUUUGACCACGUUAUCAAGGAGACAACUCGAGAGAUGAUCGCUCGUUCUGCUGCUACCCUCAUCACACAUCCCUUCCAUGUGAUCACUCUGAGAUCUAUGGUACAGUUCAUUGGCAGAGAAUCCAAGUACUGUGGACUUUGUGAUUCCAUAAUAACCAUCUAUCGGGAAGAGGGCAUUCUAGGAUUUUUCGCGGGUCUUGUUCCUCGCCUUCUAGGUGACAUCCUUUCUUUGUGGCUGUGUAACUCACUGGCCUACCUCGUCAAUACCUAUGCACUGGACAGUGGGGUUUCUACCAUGAAUGAAAUGAAGAGUUAUUCUCAAGCUGUCACAGGAUUUUUUGCGAGUAUGUUGACCUAUCCCUUUGUGCUUGUCUCCAAUCUUAUGGCUGUCAACAACUGUGGUCUUGCUGGUGGAUGCCCUCCUUACUCCCCAAUAUAUACGUCUUGGAUAGACUGUUGGUGCAUGCUACAAAAAGAGGAAAAGCACUUCCAGACUGGGAAGAGUUCAGCAAAACAGGGGUUAGAGGACAUUAAACCCCAAAUAGAAGAAAAGAUAAGAGAAAACCUAACCACCUAGCCAUUCAAAAUGAGCUGCAAAUCCCAAGGUGAUGACAGACCUUUGCAGAUAAGAUCCAGGGACCUUUGCCAAUGUGGCUAUGAAAGCUGCGGCGAAAAGGACAGGGGCCACAGUCCUGGACAGCUGCAAAUACCCUGACAAAAAAGAAGAAAAGGGAGAUCCUGGGCACAUUUCCCUCAAAAUCUAUUCUAGAAUAUAACAUUAAACCAUGGAUUUGAGAACACCUUGCUUGAGAACACCUAGAAAAAUAAGUGGUAUCUUCACAAAGAACAAGAUGCGGCGAAAAUGAUAAAAAUAUCAACAAUAAUUUGUUACUUAUUUACUCAGAAGGCCACUAGGAAAAUUCCUUGGGCCAUACAUAGUGUUCCUUGUUUCCAGUUAGACAUUGAUUGUCUCACGAUUGAAGAGGCUAGUAGGAAAAUAUCGAUCUCAGAGACUGCCCAGUCAGGUGGAUUCAUGUAACUGCUGUGCUCCUUCACCCCAGUUGGUUAUCCGAUUGCUGCAGAGCUUGCUGAGGAAGUAUCUCUAGUUCUGUGCUCCUAGACCCUGGUCAGCCUAGUAGUGGUCAGUGCCCACUACACUUGCCAAAUUUGCAGAAGGCACCACUGUUGGGAUGAAAAGCUAAUAUUUCAAAGUCAAGAUUCUAAAAUAACUUGAAACAGUGGGCUGAAACCAGCAGGAUGAAAUUUAAAAGAGUAAGUGGAGAGACCUGCAUUUAGAUUAAAAAAAAAAAAUCAGCUGCAUAAGCAUAGGAUAUAGGAAGUUUGGUUUGCCAGAGGUGCCUGAGAAAAAGGCUAAGGGCUUGCAGCUGAUCUCAGGUUGAAUAGAAACCGGUAGGAAUGGAGCAGCUGCUUAAAAAGAUAGUGGCUCUCCCCACCUCUUGUUAUUUUAGUUACAAAGGGGUGAAACAGUGAAAAAUAUGGGAGACAGCCGGGCACGGUGGCUCACACCUGUAAUCCCAACACUUUGGGAGGCCGAGGCGGGCGGAUCACGAGGUCAGAUCUAGACCAUCCUGGCUAACCCGGUAAAACUCUGUCUCUACUAAAAAUACAAAAAAAUUAGCCAGGCGUGGUGGCAGGCGCCUGUAGUCCCAGCUACUCGGGAGGCUGAGGCAGGAGAAUGGCGUGAACCUGGGAGGCGGAGCUUGCAGUGAGCCAAGAUCUCGCCACUGCACUCCAGCCUGGGAGAUAGAGCAAGACUCCGUCUCAAAAAAAAACAAAAAAAACAAAAAAGAAAAAUAUGGGAGACAUAUUAACAGCAACUGCUGUUAAUGGUUUCUAAUAGAUCCCCUCAGAGGUAUUCAUUCCAAGUACACAUAAGCAAAUGCAUGCUUUUUAUUUUUUCACAUAAAUGGUGGUAUGUUGUGCACCUUGUUUUUUAUUUCACUUAACUAACAGCAUUUCUUAGCGAUUAUUUCAUCAGUAUACAAAAUGAUUCCUCAUUCUUUUGUAGGGAUGCAUCGUAUUCUACUGUAUAUAUGUAUCAUAAUUUAUUGGUCCUUUUGCCGGACAUGUAGAUUAUUUCCAGUAUUUUGCUAUUACAAACAAUGCUGCAAUAAAUAACACGUCAUUGCUAUUACAAACUGUUUGCUAUUACAAGCCAUGCUAAAAUGAAUAAGAUGUAAUUCCCAACAAGUGGGCAUGUAUCUGAAAAACAUCUCUUCAAGAAGUAAAAUCACUGACUUAAAGGGCAUGCACAUUUUUAAACUUGGUAGAUACUGUCCAAUUGUGUCAUUUUACCCUCCUACUAAAAAUGUAUGAAUGUCUGUUUCUCUACAUCUCACCAAUAGAAUGUAUAAUAAACCUCAUUGAUCUUUGACAGUUUGAGAGGUAAAAAUAAUAACAAUA
This is a messenger RNA of Homo sapiens (human), 2865 nucleotides long. It is a transcript of the gene MTCH2, whose product is annotated as mitochondrial carrier 2. The coding region runs from base 95 to 1018 and encodes 307 amino acids. Gene Ontology annotation, biological process: protein localization to mitochondrion; mitochondrion organization; regulation of mitochondrial fusion. NCBI's taxonomy places the organism in Eukaryota, Metazoa, Chordata, Mammalia, Primates, Hominidae. Gene Ontology annotation, cellular component: mitochondrial outer membrane. The record is from RefSeq and is a predicted model, not a curated record. The transcript has 13 exons.